Olea europaea var. sylvestris is the source of this 999-nucleotide messenger RNA. Its product is annotated as protein tesmin/TSO1-like CXC 5. The coding region runs from base 221 to 865 and encodes 214 amino acids. Lineage: Eukaryota; Viridiplantae; Streptophyta; Magnoliopsida; Lamiales; Oleaceae. The transcript has 4 exons. The record is from RefSeq and is a predicted model, not a curated record.
AGCUUCGAUUUCUAUUUUUUUGCACUUACAGGCUGACCAAAUCAAGGCUUCUGUACCUUCCACUUCCCAGUCAUCAUUUCCUGGUGCUCGUCCUGGUACUGGGUCAGCGUUGGGUCCUUCAAAAUUUACUUACAGGUCUCUCUUAGCUGACAUCAUUCAGCCCCAGGACUUGAAGGAGCUUUGCUCAGUGUUAGUGGUAUAUUCAGGAGAGGCUGCCAAAAUGCUUGCAGAGGAAAGAAAUACUGCGGAGAAGCAGGCAGAGGACUGCAGCGAAUGCUCACUGCCUUCAUCAACACAAGAUAACCAUCAAAGCCAAAAGGAUCAUGGGAUUAUGAAACCUUUGACUGAUGAUGUCUUAAGUGGAGACCAUGCCAAGAAGGCUAGCCCUGACACAUCUGUUUCAGAUGAAGUUGAUGUAUCAAAAAGAAGGCCAAUGUCUCCCAGUACAUUAGCACUGAUGUGUGACGAGCAAGAUAUGAUGUUUACCACCACUACAGUUAAUGGAUUAGUGGACCAUAGUACCGUGUCUUCCCAGUUGCAGCAAGGGAAAUGCCUCACUGAAGCCUAUAUAGAGCAAGAAAGAAUUGUUUUGACAAAAUUCCGUGAUUGUCUUAACCGUCUCGUCACGUUAGGAGAAAUAAAAGAAACGAAGUAUUCUUUGCUGUCACGACCAGAUGAAACAGAAAUAACCAGCAAUGACACUAUAAAUAUGAGAAGUGAAAGCAGGACUCAACAGCCUAUUAACAAUGGUGUUGCAAAAAUUACUGCCAUGCCACUCAUGACAUCUCCGACGGCUACUGCAAUAUCUCCCAGUAAUGACAACCACAAUUUGAUAAUAUCAUCCCCUUCUGAAAUGGGGGUGUAAACUCACGAACUGAAAAGGAGGUCUAAAAAGAGUUGAAGGUCCUAAACAUGCUGCUGCAUCUUUGUAAUAUCUUGCCAUUAUUGAUUAGGCUUUUCUUUGGUGCAGUUGUGAAAUUACAUUCUAUUUUUUUUUCA